Solea senegalensis (Senegalese sole) is the source of this 2075-nucleotide messenger RNA. RefSeq names its product aspartoacylase (gene aspa). The record is from RefSeq and is a predicted model, not a curated record. The transcript is spliced from 6 exons. Lineage: Eukaryota; Metazoa; Chordata; Actinopteri; Pleuronectiformes; Soleidae. Gene Ontology annotation, molecular function: hydrolase activity, acting on ester bonds; hydrolase activity, acting on carbon-nitrogen (but not peptide) bonds, in linear amides. Bases 212 to 1153 code for a protein of 313 amino acids.
GCGGCUGCGAAACAACGGGAGGACGAGAUGUCGUUACACUACUCAGCGUAUUUUCGGACAUGUUACGUAAGCGCGCAGCCUUUUUAAACCGUGGUAGAGAGAAAGCCGCAGAGACAAAGUUUCCUCUGACAGCAGCGGGUCCUCACCCUCCUCCCGCGCACCUGUUUGUUAUUUCACUGUUAUUACCAUUUUGUUAGAGCAUUAGACAGUCAUGUCCUCGUAUAAUAACAACACGUGUUAUGACGAGGCUCGGAGAGUAGCUAUUUUCGGUGGCACGCACGGAAACGAGAUGUCAGGCGUGACGCUCGUGAACCUGUGGGUGAAGAACGGCACCGAGAUCCAGAGAAAGAGCGUCGAGACCAAAGCCUUCAUCACCAACCCGAAGGCUGUGGAGAAGUGCACCAGAUACGUGGACACGGACCUGAACCGAGCAUUCACGCCUGAAAACCUCAGUGCCCCAGAAGGACAUGACCUGCCCUACGAAGUGCGGCGAGCCCAGGAGAUUAACAGGAUAUUUGGACCUAAAGGAAGCCCAGACGCCUAUGAUGUCAUCUUUGACCUCCACAAUACCACAUCCAAUAUGGGCUGCACCCUGAUUCUAGAAAGCUCCAAAGACCACUUUAAUCUGCAGAUGAUGAACUACAUCAAGAAAGCCAUUGCUCCAGCGAGUUGUCUUGUUCUACUGAAUGAACACCCUCUUCUUAAAUAUUCCACUUCACGCUCCGUAGCCAAGCAUCCUGUUGGAUUGGAAGUGGGUCCCCAGCCUCAAGGUGUGCUGAGGAGUAACAUCUUUGAAGCGAUGAGGGUGAUACUGAAACAUGCUCUGGACUUCAUCCAACUGUUCAAUGAAGGCAUGGAGUUUCCUCCGUGUAUGGUGGAAGUUUUCCGGGCCUUAGAAAGAGUAGAUUACCCCAGAGACGCCAAUGGAAACAUCAUUGCUAUGGUGCACCCCAAUCUGCAGGACGGUGACUGGGAGCCUCUGAACCCCGGUGACCCCCUGUUCCAAACGUUUGAUGGAAAGACCAUCCACUACCAGGGCUCCAGCACAGUCUACCCCACUUUUAUUAAUGAAGCAGCCUAUUAUGAAAAACAACAGGCGUUUGUAACCACUAGACGAGAAACCUUGGUAGCGAGUGCCAUCAGAAAGGCAUGAAAACUGCUUUGUAAGGCUAACUGUUACGGUCCGGUCACGGUUAGUCCCAGGAACAAACUGUGUAUAGAUCUUGCACUUUGUUGCUGCUAGAAAAUGACAAAAUGUCAUCUUUUUACACACUGAUGUAGGUUUUAAUUAUGCAUUUAUUAUCAGAAAAAGGAAAAAAAAAUCAAUUAACUAUGCAAAGAGCCACUGUGAACGUCUUUUAUAUGAAGACAUUGAUAUUUAUGAUUUUUGACGCACUGUCUAUACAUUACAACUAAGUUUUUAAAGACAUUUAAGGCCAGUUCUAAUCACUCGUGGAUUAUGAAUCUGAACAUAACACUUUAGGUUUCCUACUACCGCUCAGGAAGGAGGAUUCAUGAUCACUACCAGCUACUUUGUGACCCAAAACAUAGUUGUUGUGUGUUGUUUUUUUUUCAUCUUCUUAUAUUUGUAACUUCUUCAUCAGGGUGUUUGUGGCCUUUGAUACUACUUACCUGUAACUCUAGUGGUUGCAUCUGUGGUGCUGUCCUAUCACUGCCUUAAUAGAGAUUACUGGGGAAAAUUGCACAACAAAUUUAAGAGUGGAAUUUGUAGAUUAUACGAUAUGUGUUAUAUAACAAAAAUAUAAUUUUGAUAAAGAGAUGUUGUUUUCCUCCAUACAAAUUUGAUGCAGGUUUAAAUGUGUUUUAUAGUACUAUGUUUGUGUGUACUUUGAUAUACUUGUACUGUAUAUUGUUUUUUAGUGAUGAAUUCACAUGUGCUGUCUCAUGUUUUGACAUCUCCGUUGUCUCGAGACGUGUCCCUGUGGUCUUACAGUAAUUCACUUUCAUGCAGCAAUAACUUUUAUUUUUUAUGUACAUGAUUAGCUGAGUUCACUGUCCUGGAAAUCCUGUGGAAAUGAUCCAAUCAUUAAUAAAUAUUGUUGUGUGCCACUGUU